This is a messenger RNA of Lathyrus oleraceus (garden pea), 2410 nucleotides long. Its product is annotated as pentatricopeptide repeat-containing protein At1g09900. The coding region runs from base 303 to 2075 and encodes 590 amino acids. The transcript has 2 exons. Gene Ontology annotation, molecular function: protein binding. Lineage: Eukaryota; Viridiplantae; Streptophyta; Magnoliopsida; Fabales; Fabaceae. The record is from RefSeq and is a predicted model, not a curated record.
GAAUUUAGAAUUUUAGAUUUGGGGAUUUAGAGAGUUAAAAGAGCAACAACAACCCCUUGAGAUAUAUUUAACGGCGAAACAAAAAUCUACAAUGACAAACCUAUUCAAUCCGAAACCUAGUCCACCGUCGGUUUGACAGAACAAAAAAACACAACACACAUGUUUCUGUCGAAACCAAGAAACAACGGUUUUAUACUCACUCGGAUAACACAUACUACUAUUUCUCUCAACAAGUAAGUCAAAUCCUUCUUAUACUCACUUCUUCCGUUAUCCUAACACAUAGCGAGUAACCAAUUAUUUCGAUGAAAACAAUGGAUUUGGUUAUACCUACUCAACAAUUUUACUCACUUCACCACUCUCACAAACAAGCUUCUAGGUUAGCAUUCUUCAGAACAAAACCUCUCGUUCUAUCUGUUGAUAAUGUUACAAAACUCAACUGUACAGUUUUGAAACUCGGAACUUCUGGUUUGAAUGGUGAGUCACAACAUUUUGAGAGAACCCCUAAUGAGAAUAAUUCCAAUGGUGUUAUAGAAUCAUCAUCCCAUGAUAAUGGUUCAAGAAGUCUAGAGGAGUUAGAGGAUGCUAGUCAUCUCCGUAAAUUGGUUCAAGUUGGAAAAUUAGAACAAGGUUUAAGGUUUCUAGAGAGUGUUAGUUACAAAGGAGACAUUCCGGAUGGCUUUGCGUGCAAGAGCCUUAUUCGUCAGUUUUGCAAGACAGGAAAAACUAGGAAAGCUAUGCGGGUUAUGAAAAUUCUUGAAGAUUCUGGCGCGGUUCCUGAUAUUUUAGUCUACAAUGUUUUGAUUAGCGGUUUAUGUAAAUCGGGGGAGAUAGAGAAAGCUUUGGAGUUUCUAGAACGGAUGAGUGUUUCGCCUGACGUGGUUACGUACAAUACCAUUUUGCGUAGUUUCUGUAAUGGUGGUAAGUUGAAGCAAGCUAUGGAAGUUUAUGAUAUGCAAUUGCGAAGGGGGUGUUAUCCGGAUGUGAUUACAUAUACUAUAUUGAUAGAAGCGACUUGUAAAGAGAGUGGAGUUCGCAAAGCGAUGAAGUUAUUGGAUGAGAUGAGGGUUAAAGGAUGUAAACCAGAUGUGGUUACUUUCAAUGUUCUUAUCAAUGUUAUUUGCAAGAGAGGUAGGUUGGAGGAGGCAAUUGAGCUUUUGAAUAACAUGUUGUCGUCUUAUGGUUGUGAACCGGAUGCGGUUACGUAUAAUAUUAUUUUGAGUAGCUUGUGUGGUACUGAAAGAUGGAGGGAUGCGGAGAGCUUAUUGGCGGACAUGCUUCGUAAGGGUUGUUCUCCGAGUGUUGUUACUUUCAAUAUCUUGAUUAACUAUUUGUGUCGAAAAGGGUUGCUCGGUCGGGCCAUGGAUAUCUUGGAGAAGAUGCCAAGCCAUGGUUGUACUCCUAAUUCGUCGAGUUACAAUCCAUUGCUUCAUGGGUUUUGUCUAGAAAAAAAGAUCGACAGAGCGUUUGAGUAUUUGGAAGUAAUGGUGUCUAGGGGUUGUUACCCGGAUAUUGUGAACUAUAAUACUCUGCUUACUGCUUUAUGCAAAGACGGGAAGGUGGACGUUGCUGUCGAGUUGUUGAAUCAAUUGAGUAGCAAAGGGUGCUCUCCGGUUGCCAUUACUUAUAAUACAGUUAUUCAUGGGCUCUCGAAGAUGGGGGCAAAUGAGCAUGCUGUGAAACUCUUGGACGAGAUGUGUCGGAAAGGUCUUAAACCCAAUGGAAUGACAUACUCUUCGUUGAUUAGGGGAUUUAUCCGCGAGGGAAAGGUUGAAGAUGCUAUCAAAAUUUUCCAUGACUUGGAAAGAUUGGGUAUUUUGGCCAAUGCUUUCACUUACAACUCGAUCAUGUAUGGACUUUGUAAGGCGCGUCAAACUAGCCGUGCUAUCGAUCUUCUGGCUCAUAUGAUAGCAAAAGGAUGCAAACCUACGGAAGGUACGUAUACCAUUCUUAUCGAAGGCAUUGCUUAUGAAGGAUUAGCUGAGGAGGCUUUAGGGUUAUUGAAUGAGUUGUGCGCCAGAGGAUUUAUGAAUCAAAAUUCUGCAGAAAAGGGAACUGGACUGGAAUUGAAAGAAUAGACGGAGCACAAUGAGUUAUAUCUCGAACAAGAAGGCUUGUGACUUUGGAUAUGGAAGCUUCCUUCAUAGUUAUUAGUUUCAUGACGAAGAUUUUCUUUCUUUUGAUCUCAAUCUUCAACUGAAUUUUUUUGAUACUAUUGUGAGCCAAUUAUGCAGGUGGUUGCUCAUUCUGGGGCAAAUUGGGCUAACAAAUAGUACUCGUCGAGUUUAUUGCGACUAUUUGUUAUUUCCGUGUCAAUAUCUCAGUGUCAAUAUCAGUGUCUGUGUUGUGUUGUGUCCCGUGUCUGGAUCAGAUAUAUUAUAUGUUGUCAAACAAGUUGUAUCUCUUGGGAAUA